AUGGCGUACUCAAAAACUGCCUGCAUCUUGGUCUUUGCUGCCUUGGGGAUUAGACUAGCCUUGGGUGCCGUCACACUUGAGUCCUAUGAGGACACGUUCUCGUUGGCAGAUUCUUUUGAUCCUAUUCAGGCUGCGUAUUGGACGGGCGAUGCAGGACUACCUCACCACCGACGUACACCCUUCGCAGUCGCGCCUGACGGCGCGACGGGAUACCUCGCGUACCUCAAUGCGGGCCAGACCUCGGUUCUAGUUCAGCAAGUCAACACGACCUCGUUCACCUCUGUUGGCGACGUUGUUACUAUCACUGGCACUGAAGCUGGCGGCCUGGUUGCCCACGACGACGGCUUUGCUGUCCUUAUCAAAACCACUGCUACCGGAUCAGAAAAUCUUCCCACUGACGAUAUGCCCAUUGCGGUAGUCGUACGGUAUACAGACGGUGAAUUGUCCUGGUCAACAGAAUUGAAUGGUCCGUCAUCUUAUGGUGCCGGCAGCAUUGGGCGCACUGCGACUCCCGAUAUUAAUGGCGAUUUCGUCUGGUCUGAGUCGGCUGGUCUUUAUGGUGCCUACUACGUCGUUACUGCGUACGACGGUGAUGCGUCUGGCCACUAUGGUGACGCUAUUUCCUAUGUUGACGCAAACGGUACGCGACAAGACUCCACUGAGGGCACCAGCACCUGGGGCUGCUCACACAACACUGGCAUCGGUUUCGAAGCCGCUGAUGCUGCUCCGUUUGCCUCUAUCUGUGCUGAGGACCAAGGUGCUAUCUGGUUAAACACGAACAACCGAGGAAUGUCCAAUGUCGGUCAGAAAAUUUCCAACGAAAACACAACUAAUGGUUCCGGCGGCGAAUCGAUGUACGGAAUGUCUGGGUCCUACUCCAACUUUGCCAGGUUCUCUACUUCCGAGUCUUAUAUCUUCGCCUGGCAGUCGCGCGGUGCGACCGAUCUUACCCUAAACGAAUGGAUGGGUGACGGAUACACCUCCUGCAGUCCCCGCUGGCUCCAUCACAACGUGGCCAUCGCCGUCGCCUCUGAUAAAGAGACACUCUCAGGCGACCAAGCUACCUCCGAAGUCGGUGCAACUGAUGGUGACACCCAAAUCACUUGGGUGACAGAGGACGAUGGCUCUGACCACCAGAACAUCCAUGUUGAGGUCUUUGACACAUCUAAUGCCCUUGUCACAUACGAAAACCUUUCUGACCCGACUUGCGAGCCUCUUCCCCUUUCCUGCACCGGUACUUUCUCUGGCACUAGCUUCCAGGUUGUCAGUAGCAGCGGUGAACUAGUUGGUUCUCCUGUUGUCGAGGAGAGUAUCACAGUCUCUGGCGAUAUAGCACUCCUUGGAGACGGUCGUCUCUGCUGGCCUUACGUCAAGCAGACCUGGGAUUUGAGCGCUGCGAAGGAUAGCGGUACCCCCACUUCCACGAUGUCUUUCGCCUGUGCUUCCCUGAACGGAACACAAGUGAGUGCCGCAGAGACGUCUAUUGCAACCACAUCUGUGGACACCUUGAUCAACAUAGCGUCCAGUACUACUGUUGUCUCUGCCAGCGGCGCAUCAGAGGUUCUUUCAGCAACAGACGCCCCCUCAUCCACUGUCAUCAGUGAACCCGUAUCUACAGAGACGACUACAACGAUCACAGAUGCUGGUGGUGUGUGGCCAACGGGCGGCUGGGGCUCCUGGAACCCGUGGGGAGUAAAGAGGUAUUUCAGCGUGAGCAGUUGCCCUCAUUGUGCUUUUUCCCAUCGUCGCUCUGAGGGGUCGUAG
Molecule: messenger RNA, 1764 nt
Organism: Guyanagaster necrorhizus
Lineage: Eukaryota; Fungi; Basidiomycota; Agaricomycetes; Agaricales; Physalacriaceae
Exons: 10
Coding region: 1-1764 (587 amino acids)
Source: RefSeq, a predicted model, not a curated record